Messenger RNA from Panicum virgatum (switchgrass), 1822 nucleotides. RefSeq names its product 3-ketoacyl-CoA synthase 6-like. The record is from RefSeq and is a predicted model, not a curated record. The coding region runs from base 89 to 1504 and encodes 471 amino acids. NCBI's taxonomy places the organism in Eukaryota, Viridiplantae, Streptophyta, Magnoliopsida, Poales, Poaceae. Gene Ontology annotation, biological process: fatty acid biosynthetic process. Gene Ontology annotation, molecular function: acyltransferase activity, transferring groups other than amino-acyl groups. Gene Ontology annotation, cellular component: membrane. The transcript has a single exon.
CAUUCGCAAAUAUAGUGAGCUUGAACAAUACAAGGUCGCAUGCUAUCUCAACCAGCUUGUGAACAAUUGCAUCGUCUUUGCUGCCACCAUGAUAAUCACAACUGCCAUGAUCCUCAAGGUCACACAGAUUUGCCAAUACUGGCUACUCACCAGCUGGUCCACUACCACCCCACCCAUCUACCAACUUUGGGCUUUCUUACUGAUCAUAACCGUAGUAACCAUCAAGUAUCUUAUCCAACGUCCAAGCACUGUAUACCUUGUUGACUAUGCUUGCUUUGGGCCUAGCUCGAACUUCCACGUCGACCCAGCCUCCUGGGCUGAGACUCAUCGCUUCAGCUUUUUCUUUGAUGAUGAUACCAUUUCCUUCCUAACAAAGGUUUUUAGACGCUCUGGCCUUGGCAAUGAGACUAGCCUCCCAUCUGUAAAUAAUUUUCUCCCCCAGGCUCAUAGAUUAAGGUUAGCUCGUGAGGAGGCAGAGAUGAUCAUCUUCGCAGUCAUUGAUGAUCUGUUUGCCAAGACACCCGUCAUGCCUAACAAUAUCGACAUACUGAUUGCCAAUUGCAGCAGCAGCACAAUGGUACCAUCCAUGACCGACAUGAUCGCAAACAGAUACAAGCUUCGUAGUGAUAUCCACAAUAUGCAGCUAUCUGGGAUGGGGUGCAGUGCAGGAUUGAUCGCAGUUGGUCUAGCAAGAAACCUCUUGCAGACCAUGCCCUACGGUGCACAUGCGCUGGUGGUAUCCACGGAGCUCAUGACUGGCAACUUCUAUGCAGGGAAGAAGCGAUCGAUGCAGCUGACCAACGUGUUGUUCCGGAUGGGAGGCGUUGCCGCGCUACUCUCGACCUCAAGGGACAAUGCUCGAUUUGAGCUUACGCACAUUGUGAGAGAAUCCACAGCUGCCCAGGAUAGUGCAUACCAUUGUGUUUUCCAGGAGGAAGACGACGAGGGUCUCCUAGGACUUAACUUGUCGAAGGACCUUGUGGCAGUCGCCGGCGAGGCACUCAGAGCCAACAUCACCACAACUGCGCCAGUUUUGCUCCCAAUCUCUGAGCAGCUCUCAUUUUUUCUCUCCUUCGUUGUGCAAAAGGUGUUCAUCAAGAAAAGUGCAAGAACAAAGCAGUAUGUUCCUAAUUUCGGCUUGGCAGUUGAGCAUUUCUGCAUACAUGCCGGUGGGAGAGCCGUGAUCGAUGCAGUCCAACGCAGCCUCAAUCUGUCCGACGAGCAGGUUGAGCCAUCGAGGAUGACACUGCAUCGAUUUGGAAACACAUCGAGCAGCUCGCUGUGGUAUGAGAUGGCGUAUUGUGAGGCCAAGCAGCAGAUGCGGAAGGGGGAUCGAGUUUGGAUGAUUGGGUUUGGUUCUGGAUACAAGUGCAACAGCGCUGUGUGGAAGUGCAUUCUACCAGCUCGUAGUGCUGACUCUGCAUGGGCAAACUGCAUCCAUCGUUACCCAAUGGAUGUCGCAAAACAAGCCUCUGUCACUAAGGGUGCCCUGACAAAAAGUUAAUAAUGUCAAGUACUUUUCACUGGGAAGAAGAAUAUAUAAUGAUAUUUUGAGGCAUACUCUCUUAAGCAUGCUCCGGAUCUUUUAUGUCACCCAAAAUGUCAGCGUAAUCAUGCACCAUUUUUCUUUUCUAGAUAUGUAAAUGUACCAUGGGGCAGAUGCUGAUAUUUGUAUUUCACAUCUAUAUGUCUGAAAGUUUAUAGACUUUGAUUAGUUAUAGUUCCUUUUAGUAAAUAAUAAUAUCAUACGUGCAUGACCCUGAUCUUCUAAUAUGAAAAAUGAAGAUUCUGUACGGUACAUGACUGCAAGAUGAUUCAUUAU